AUGGUAAUAGUUUCUAAAGAAUGGUUAUUAAACUAUAGAGAAUAGGAAAGACAAAGAUACGCAAACCCAACAAAACCAUGGGUUUAUACCUGUAUGGAUGGUUCAAAGACAUGUGUAGCUCCUGUAUGUAAAAAAGUGACCACAAAUCUAUAAUCAAAACCACGUGAUCAUGCAUUUUUAAAACCAGGUAGAUCUCCAUAUAUAACGAUUUUAUCUUUAGUAAGAGAUGCAUGUGCUAAAAUGCCGAAUGGAAUGGGAACAAGAUCUGAUAUAUGUGAAUUAUUAAAAGAAAGUUAAUAUAUAAAUUCAGAUUUGACUUAAGAUAAAGUAAGUACUAUAGUAAGUGGAGCAUUAGAUAGAUUACACUAUUUAGAUGAUCCAUGUAUUAAAUAUGAUCAAGAAAAAAAGGUUUGGUUUUAUUUACAUAAAGAUAGAAUAGAUGAUAAUACAUCAUGGAGAGAUAAUAAUAAUAAUAAUAAUAAUAAUAAUAAUAAUAAUAAUAAUAAUAAUAAUAAUAAUAAUGAUAUAAAUAAUAAUAAUUGA
Messenger RNA from Ichthyophthirius multifiliis, 543 nucleotides. Its product is annotated as kappab binding family nuclear factor, putative. Lineage: Eukaryota; Ciliophora; Oligohymenophorea; Hymenostomatida. The record is from RefSeq and is a predicted model, not a curated record. The transcript is spliced from 2 exons. Gene Ontology annotation, cellular component: Ino80 complex.